Molecule: messenger RNA, 1020 nt
Organism: Octopus bimaculoides (California two-spot octopus)
Lineage: Eukaryota; Metazoa; Mollusca; Cephalopoda; Octopoda; Octopodidae
Product: iron-sulfur cluster assembly 2 homolog, mitochondrial
Biological process (GO): iron-sulfur cluster assembly
Cellular component (GO): mitochondrion
Molecular function (GO): 2 iron, 2 sulfur cluster binding; iron ion binding; 4 iron, 4 sulfur cluster binding
Source: RefSeq, a predicted model, not a curated record
UGUGAUAAUCUUUGAGGGAGGCACUAAUUUUAUCGACCCCGAAAGGAUGAACGAUAAAGAAAGCUUCAGCUUUAUUUGAACUCAAAACGUAAUGAGUCGGAGAAAGCCACUAAACGUUUUAACCGGCUCGUCAAUUAAUUCCCUUGUUGACCUCUCUUCUGUCAUAAAAUACAUAAGUAUCCCAACCAAAACAACAUGGCUCUCUUCCUCAAGUCUGCGAGUCGUUUUAUUGUAAAGCCUUUAGUUGACCAAACCUCGUUCAUUUUAAAAUCCUCUUCGCGGUUAGCUCAAUCCUCUGUGCCUGAUGCCUCUGUUACACUCAAUAAAUCGAACGACCACGAAAAUACAGUUAUCAUAACUGACUCCUGUGUUAGCAGACUUAAAAAACUCGGUGACGAUUCUAUAUUACGUGUUUCUGUGGAAGGCGGCGGUUGUUCUGGAUUCCAGACCAAAUUCGAUCUUGUUGAAAGCAUCGAAAAUGAUGACAAAGUGUUUGAGAAAGAUGGUGUGAAAGUCAUCAUCGACAGCGAUUCUCUAACGUUCUUGCAAGGUUCCACCAUAGACUACGUAGAAGAAUUAAUUCGCAGCUCGUUUACUGUUGCUAAAAACCCACAGGCAGACCAAAGUUGUUCCUGUGGAGUUUCUUUCUCACUUAAAGACCUCUAAAAUUACAACACAACAACUGUUAUAAUUUAACCAAACAGAAAACUUUACAAUUAAUACCACCUAAACGACAGCAAAAACAGAACGACCCAGGGAGCCAUUUGUCCCGUAUCCGCAAAUUACACCCUUGUUGUCUUUAAAAAAAAAAAAAAAAAAAGAUACGAUUAUUAUUAAUAAUGUAACCAUUGAUCCUGGAUGGUCGCGGGUGGAAUGCCUUUGCUCAGAAUCCUGCUCGAUCAGGGCUAAAUUACAACCUGGUAACAAUAUGCUAUUUGUUGCAGUUUCUCUUAGAUGUUGAGAUUAUUAAAUAUUUUUAUGGUUUAUAUAUUCAUAAAUUAUUUGUAGGUUUUUCUUGUG